This is a messenger RNA of Myripristis murdjan (pinecone soldierfish), 3549 nucleotides long. It is a transcript of the gene kdf1b, whose product is annotated as keratinocyte differentiation factor 1b. Gene Ontology annotation, biological process: keratinocyte development; regulation of epidermal cell division. The transcript is spliced from 4 exons. Gene Ontology annotation, cellular component: cell junction. Lineage: Eukaryota; Metazoa; Chordata; Actinopteri; Holocentriformes; Holocentridae. The coding region runs from base 192 to 1289 and encodes 365 amino acids. The record is from RefSeq and is a predicted model, not a curated record.
CAGGUAGACAAGAUUUGGGCGAAAAAUCGACAGAAGCUUUUUGUCAUUUUGUAGCGGCGUGGAGACUUUGGACUUGGACGGCGAAUUCAAAGUAGAAAUGUUUGCUCUUGUUUGAGGGAUAUUAUAUGAAAACGGAAUCUUGUUUGGGGACGAAGCGGGACUACUGCUUGCCACCUCGGAGCCAGUAAGCCAUGUCUGCCAGUGGCACCGGGAGUCCAAAGCACAGCUCAGGACCCGCCGACUAUAGUCAUGGACCCCGGAGGACCAGCAGCCAGAAGUCUUCGUAUGAGGAGCGCUGUGUUGACCCAGUGGAAGAAUGGAUCCCAAGCAAAGAGACAAAGUCUGUCCACAAAGCCCAUCUAAAAGAUGCUAAAGGGAAGGAGUCAGAGACAAUUGGCUUUAUUCCUGGCUCAGCUGACACUGCCUCUGGUGCACAAACCUGUGGUCCCUGUGCAUCUCCAGGCAGCUGCAGGACCUUCAUGUGCAGCAUUCUGACCUGCGGCCUGUACAGGGUCUGCCACCAUACCAUCCUUGCCCCAUGCCUGGCGCCCAGCGAGAGCUCCCCGGAUGAGCCGGAGAAAGUGAGCCUCCGCGCCGUGAAGGCAGGAGACAACAAGGAAGAGGAUGGCGCAGACUGGCUAGAGGACGUCCGCAUCGGUGGAGUGAGAGUGGACAGUCAGAGAGAGUAUCUGAAUGUGGUAACCAGCGCUCCCUCUUACGUCGCUCCAUCUGAAGGUCAGAAACAGCUGUCUUUUCAUGACUCCAUUGGGUUCGAUGACUGGGAAGACGGCAAUGAGGACGUGGACUCGCUGAUCACUAAGAAGCUGCUGGAGCUGUACUCUGAGUACCAGAUCGAAGAGCUGGCCAGGUGCACCUCAGACUCUGUGUUUCUAAAGAAGAGCAAGGAGAUCAACCAGCUCAUCAAUUCACUGGCAGAAGAGCACAAGCUGGACGAGCAGGAAGCCGAGUGCCGGCUGGUGCGCGGCAUCAUCCGCAUCAGCACACGAAGGAGUACCAAGAGGAGGGUUCCCAACACAAGGACUGAAAGGACGCUGUCUGACAGUGGCAAUGACACCAUGAGGGACAGUGACUCCUUCUCCGUCAGCAACAACAAUGACUACAAAUCCAAUCCAAACAUCCAAAUAUCAGAAUUGACCCCUUCUGACAAGUACGCCCGGGAAAUGUGGAGGAACAACGGAGGUCAUACCUCAGGUUCUCCAACAGCCUAUUCGCCCACUGAGACCAAUUCUUCAGGUGUUCCACUUAUUCGCACUUCCGUGAGAACAUGAUUACUCCUCAACACUGGUGAUCCACGCUUGAUUACCGUCACAUAUGGGAUGUUGAAAGGAUAUACAAAUUGCACAGGAGUCUCUGGCGUAGCCAAGCUCUUAAUGGAGGCCAUGGCUUUGCUUUGGAAAAAAAAAUGUGACAAGUCACAUUGUCUGAAUUUGAAGGACUUAAGUGUACUCAGGGCUCUGUGUGUAUUUAUUUAUGGUGAUAAAUAUUAUGUCUGUGUUUGAAGGAUUGCCUGACUUAGAGCUUGCCAGACAGGCAGAAAUCACCAGCAGCUUCUCAGCCCUUGAUGACAAUUAAUAGUGUGUCACGAUUAACCGUCCCUUUGUCCUUGAAGGAGAGCUCAGUUAUGCUCAUGAAACCUGACUCCCUGACUUAUGCUGAAGUACUUCUUUAUCAGUCAGAUUUUUGUGCUUCGUUAUGUAAAGGACCUCUGGGUUUGGUUCUGGAAUGUGCUGUUAAAAUACAGAAGGCUGUAAUGAUUGGCACAAAUCAGCAACAAACAAUUAUAUAUCUUUGAUCAUGAAUAAUUUGAUGUGAUUGUAGAUUGGUCUUCGAUGUAACAUUGUACAUCCGCCAUUAUUUAUCUCUUAGUGAGCCAAAACUGUUCUGUUUUCUGAAAGAUUCUGUGAACCCGUCAAUGGACAAUCUUUAUAUAUUCCAUUUUUAAAUGACUACAUGUUCUGCCCUUGGAAAGGUCAUUUUAAUGUAAUGAUCAUGACCUGCAUAUACCUCACUGAUAGUGUAUUUGAAGUUGCUAUGAAAUGGAAUUUUGAGAGCAUCUUCCAUAAUUUGGGGUAUGUCCUUUUGAAACAGGACUUUGGGGAAGAACAUAACAUCAGGAGGGGUUGUUGUGGCUGACAGUGUAAACUAACUGGAUAGCAGUAUUCAUUGGUGAAAGAAAGGCAGUUUUAUAACAGGACAGAUGCUGGAUUAUAGUCAAAAAACCAGUGAUAGUGCUGUUGGCUAGAAUUUUUGUGUUCUCCACUGGUACACAAUGAAGCAACCACUAGAAAUGCACUAUUUAACAAUGGAAAAACAGCAAUGGGUGGUAAUAUGAAAGUGCAAGGAAAACAAAAUUGUUCACAAUUUUUGCUAUGUGUUGUGAAGUACCUACAUGUGAUAUGCAAGGGCAUUUGAACGUAAGCCAAACAGGUGUUUAUGAGUUUCUAAUGCUAUAUGUGGCCAUUUGUCAUUCAGUCUAUAAUUCAGUCUCAGAUUUGGCCGCUGUAACUGCAGAAGUUCAGAUGCAGCUAGACCUUUCAGACUUAGGUAGUAGUCUGAGGAAGGGUCACAUUGGGAAAAAAAAAACUGUGGAAUUUCAUUUCUGCACUCUGGAGUGGCUUGAUCUUUGCUAGCAGUGACAUCCAUUGUAGUAGUGUACUAUGAUAUAAGAUUACUGAAUACUGUAUUGAAUCUACCAAUAUGUGACAAUAUCCUGAGCUGACUGGCAUAGUGAAUGUCUGUUUUUAUCCCAACAUGUUUGUUAUGUUUGCUCCUGGCCUCGUUGGGGAUUUUGCCAGCUGAGUCAGUGGAAUUCAUUCUGCUCUGUUCCUUCCUUAUCAGCAUGAGCUUAUGGUUACUGUUGGUCAUGGACCCAUGCUAAUGACUUCAGUUAGUGGGCUACUAAUACAUGCAGUUUUCUCUGUGCCAAGGACACUCAUUUCAGCUUCUUGUCUCUAAGAUGUGUGUGUCUUGUGCUCCACCUCCAGGAUUUUGCGACAGUAAUUCAAACUGCAGAAUCCUGACUAAGAAGGAGCUACUUGUUUGUCUUGAGAUAAAAGUAUCCAAUGUACUUAAACUGUCUCAACACACCAAUGAUUUAGCUGCCCUUUUCGUGUGUCAGAAAUUUGUUUAUAGCACCUGGGAGGUUAUAACAUCAUGGUGUGAAAUUUGAUAAUCUGAUUAUGACCAAAGAGUUGAAAAUGGAAUCUGUUGCACCUAGUUGUAUAGGAAGUUGGAUAAUGUUUGUGUGAUUGAAUAGGCAAACAAGAACUAUAUCUAAUGUGAUACUUCCCUUUGCAUUGAGCCAGUUGAAUUGCUUGCAAAGCAGAGGCAUUCUCUUUCUUUUGCUAUAUUUUCUCAGCUAAACCAAAGUAUCAUGCCUGGGCCUUUCUCCAAGGGUAGAUUAUGAUACUAUGGUACUUAUGGCAUGUUGAGCAUAGAUGUUUUGGCAGAUGCUUAUCUAGAAAAACGCACAUAACAGUACCCUAUCUGUUAGCAACUUUUGUCUUAGUCCUUUAUAAAAAACAAUAA